This is a messenger RNA of Cetraspora pellucida, 981 nucleotides long. The record is from the annotation of a GenBank genome assembly. NCBI's taxonomy places the organism in Eukaryota, Fungi, Glomeromycota, Glomeromycetes, Diversisporales, Gigasporaceae.
AUGUCAGAAGCGUUAUCUCCAGAUGCAAAAAAAUUAUAUCACGCGAAACUCGAGCGAGUUAUUUUCACUACCUACGAAACUUUAAAAUCAUGGAGAAAGUAUGAAAGCGAUUACAAUGCCUUGAAGACAACUUUGGAAGAUUUAUCUCAUGAGACAGAAUAUAGAAUCAUGCUUGUUCACACGAACGAAAUCUUGGCAAUGCUCGGUGAUAAUUGGUUUGCUGAACGUUCGACUAAACAAGCUGUUGAUAUAGUCGAUAGAAGACUGGAAAUGGUGAGGAAAACCAUAAAUGAUCUGGAAAUUCAACUUGAAAACCAAAAAACGAAGAUCGGUUUAACGUCUGAUGUAUUAAGAUUUGCAAACAUAGAAAAAGAGAUAAAUGAAGAAGGAUUACCUAUUAUAGAGAUACAAGAAACUGAAGAGAAUGAAGUGCAAAGUCGAAUAACAAAAGACAAAAAAGAUGAUUUAAAACCAAGUCUGAAACAAAUUGAUCAAUCACAAGCCAAAUCCGAUGAUACUAGUCUUUGGGAUAAAUUACUUGCUGAAGAAGAAGAUGAAUUAAGAGUUUCGGACUCGCUUUGCUCAUCGGAUUCUGAUGAUUCUCCAUGUCAUGACGAAGACGAUGAAGAUGCAUCAGAAUCAAGUGAGAAAAGCGAGUCCGAGAGUAAUGACGAAGACGAUGAAGAAGAAUGGGAGGAAACCGGUGUAUCUACACACGUGCCUACGAAAGCGAAACAGAUUGAGCAACCAAAUAUUCCAGUAAAAUCUACAGUCAUAGAAAAUGUGACUUCGCAGGAGGAAUAUGAUGCUGAAGUUUUAGAAGAUGAGAUAUGGAAAAAACAGAUCGCGUCAGAAUAUCAUCAAAAACGAGUUAAUUUUAUCGCUCAACAAGGAGGUCUCUCUUCAGAUGAAAGUCAAUUACCACAAUCAAGUGAGAGACCCAAGAAAGUCUCUAAGUUUAAAGCUGCUCGAUUGCAAUAG